This is a messenger RNA of Aspergillus mulundensis, 2115 nucleotides long. RefSeq names its product Zn(II)2Cys6 transcription factor. Gene Ontology annotation, molecular function: zinc ion binding; DNA-binding transcription factor activity, RNA polymerase II-specific; DNA binding. Bases 1 to 2115 code for a protein of 704 amino acids. Lineage: Eukaryota; Fungi; Ascomycota; Eurotiomycetes; Eurotiales; Aspergillaceae. The record is from RefSeq and is a predicted model, not a curated record. The transcript is spliced from 6 exons. Gene Ontology annotation, biological process: DNA-templated transcription; regulation of DNA-templated transcription.
AUGGCAGAGCGCCGCGUGUGCGAUACAUGCAAUGCCCGAAAGGUCCGAUGCGACAGGAACGAUCCAUGCGGCAACUGCCUGGACCAGAACACCACAUGCACUCGGAGCCGACGCAUGAGGCGUCUUCCAAAGCGAGAUCGCUCGCAGAUGCAAAGAGAUGCUCGUCAUGCUGAGUCAAAUUCGCACCGUCCUUUGGAUCGCGGCCAGGGCCAGGGCCAGACCCCCCGGCCUCCCGAAUCCAGCCUUCGGCGAUUGGGAAAUGACGAUGACGGGCUCCUCCGUGGUAUGCUGGAUGACCAGCAGCUCAUGCUUCUCGGGCAGUUCGACAUGAACAUGAACAUGACCGUGGGGUAUGGCCUGCAGAGCUGGAUGUCGAUCGUGCCUUUGACGGAAGCGCAGAUGAUCAAUCGCAGGCAGUUUGAUCACUCACAGGAUCUCAGUUGGACGAGGCAGCAAGCGCUGGAGAGUGCAUUGUCCGCGGCGGGUCGGAUAUUGGGGAGUAUGGAGAUGCGAUCGGAGAUGACUCCUGGUGAGGGCAGCGGGCAGCGGCAUAUUCCGUCGCUGGAGUUCUUGUAUUGGAUGCUGAAUGACAUCGGCAGCGAUAAAUUCGGUCCGUUCAUCUCAGACUACUUCAGACACGUCGGCAAGGAGGAUCUCAAGACAAUGGGCCUGGCCCUUCUGUUCAACACAGCCUCGUCGUCCGACUCUACGAUAUUCACCGUCUGCGUCAACUCAAUAGCAUUUAAAUUCCUCAACGCAACACUUGGCGCGGGAGCCGACGACAACGACGAAUUCGCCCAGCGGCUCAGUCAUAACGCCCUCCUCUACCGCGAGACAGCAAAGGCAGCUCUGCAAAGGAUACCCAUACUUGCCAAACCUUCAUUUCACCUGCUCCAAGCUCUCCUUUGCGGGAUCUUCUUGUACCAAGGGUCGGGCGAUACAACCGCCUGUCGUGAGCUGGCCAAAACCGCGUGCCGCGUCUGCAUGGAUAUAGGCCUGCAUCCGGCUGCGACGAAUCUUCAUAACGUCAGCGAGGCAGAGUACUACUGCUUCAUGUGGUGCUAUAUGCUAGAUCGGAACUACGCCUGGAAGUUCGGCGGACCUCGCAUUCUGACUGUCGAGCCAGACGUAGAUAUCAGCCCUCCGGCACCAACCAUCACCAUCUCAAACCUUAUGCACAUUUACCUCGACCUUGCCAAAGUCCAGGACGGAAUGAUCCCGUUCCUAAAUGACCCUGUUAAGGCAGCAAGGGACAAUGUCUUUCAGCCGGCCACCGGCGUCGGGGCACUCUACUUGCAGAAGAUGGAGGGUAUCCGGCGCGAUAUAAAUCAGAUCAAGGAGCCCUCCCCGAAUUGGAAAGGUCUCGACCCAGCCAGCGAGAUUGCAACCCUCAACUUCGCCUACCACUGCAUCCUUACGAACCUCCUACACCUCCGCCAGAUCGCCCUCGGCGAACCACCUACGGCUGGGCCUGCAGCCACAAGCACAGACACGGAUACCUACCUUGACUCGGCUCGUCGCGGUCUCCAGGCACUCAUCACCCUAUGCACAUCAGGCGAUAGACACAAGACAGUCGCUUAUUUACAUUGGACCCUCCUCUUCUACCCAAUAACAACCUGCAUCGCACUCUUCUGCAAUACAGUAGCGACCUCGCACACAGGCGACUUUGCAAUCCUCACAACCGUCUCGCACUGUCUAGCCCAAACCGGCCCACUAAGUCCACCCAUCGCCGCGAUGCAAAGCUUGCUGCAGGAGUUCGUGGCGCUGAGUCGGUGUUUCUUUCUUACUAUUGGCAAUGGCGAUGGGAGCGGCAGUGUAACUUCCGGUAUGGAUAUGGGUAUAUCGGGACAUGGGAUUGCCCCGCUACAACUGCAGCUGCCCGCUUCGACUCCUUUGCCCUCAGAGGCAGACAUUAAUGUUGACCCAAUGACGACGAUGCCGAUGCCGAUGCCAACGACGGGCGGGCUGGAUCCCCUUGCGCUGACGGCUACGGAUAUCAUGAACCUAGGUUUAUCGCUGGACGAUGGAAACAUUGCUGCACAGGACCAGGAACACGGGCAGCGGGAAUAUGGCCUCGAGGCCGGGACUGCGGGCUUCUCAAUCGACUUUGCUUAA